Molecule: messenger RNA, 999 nt
Organism: Trypanosoma rangeli
Lineage: Eukaryota; Euglenozoa; Kinetoplastea; Trypanosomatida; Trypanosomatidae
Product: glyceraldehyde 3-phosphate dehydrogenase, cytosolic
Exons: 1
Coding region: 1-999 (332 amino acids)
Biological process (GO): glucose metabolic process
Molecular function (GO): NADP binding; oxidoreductase activity, acting on the aldehyde or oxo group of donors, NAD or NADP as acceptor; NAD binding
Source: RefSeq, a predicted model, not a curated record
AUGGCAGUUAAGAUUGGCAUCAAUGGCUUUGGCCGCAUCGGCCGAAUGGUUUUUCGUGCAGCGCAGCACCGCAAGGAUAUCGAGGUUGUCGGCAUAAACGACCUCCUGGACGCUGAGUACAUGGCGUACAUGCUGAAAUACGACUCCACGCAUGGUCGCUACAGCGGCAAGGUUGAGGUACAGAACGGUGCACUUGUUGUCGAUGGCAAGAAGAUCCGCGUCACGAGUGAGCGCGAUCCCGCCCAACUCAAGUGGAAUGAAAUUGGCGUGGAGAUUGUUGUUGAGUCGACAGGCCUCUUCCUCACCGACGAGACUGCCCGAAAGCAUAUUGAGGCCGGGGCGAAGAAGGUUGUAAUGACAGGCCCGCCAAAGGACAAUACCCCCAUGUUUGUCAUGGGCGUGAACAACACGACGUACAAGGGUCAGGAAAUCAUCUCCAACGCCUCUUGUACCACCAACUGCCUUGCACCGCUCGCGAAGGUUGUUCAUGAGAAGUUCGGCAUCGUUGAAGGUCUCAUGACGACAGUGCACGCCGUCACAGCCACGCAAAAAACAGUCGAUGCACCGUCGCAUAAGGACUGGCGCGGUGGGCGAGGAGCGGCGCAGAACAUUAUUCCUUCCUCCACAGGGGCAGCCAAGGCGGUCGGCAAGGUUAUUCCUGCACUUAACGGAAAACUGACGGGUAUGGCAUUCCGUGUGCCGACCCCCAAUGUGUCGGUUGUUGAUCUCACCGUGCGCCUGGAAAAACCAGCGACAUACGCGCAGGUCUGCGCUGCCGUCAAGGCGGCUGCCGAGGGUGAACUUAAGGGAAUUCUUGGCUACACGGAGGACGAAGUUGUCUCCAGCGACAUAAACGGCGUUCCACUGACCUCCGUCUUUGAUGUCAAGGCCGGAAUUUCACUCAAUGAUCACUUUGUAAAGCUUGUGUCUUGGUACGACAACGAGACAGGGUACUCCCACAAGGUGCUGGACCUUGUGGCGUACGUUGUGGCGCGCUAG